AUGUCGUGUCAGUACAUGGCUAGCGGUGGUUCGCGCUCUAGGGAAAUGGACGGUUCUAUGUUUGAUGUGAAUCGCUCGUCAACAAGCUUGGCAGGCGGAACCCUAGGCGGCGAAGCCGCGGGGAACGAUAACACUGAGACGACAGCGUUUGAAAGGAAGAGUUUGUUAAACCCGCAUCUUUCGGUGCUAGAACUGCUACAAGGAAAUAGGGAUAGUUCGUCCGGAGAUGAGAGGGUUUUGGAGACAAGUUUAGGCGGAAAGGGCGGAGUUUCAAGCGAUGGAUCGAAGAGUAUCUCGGACUCAUGGCAGGCAAUUCAUAGGAACGAGGCGCUGAUAUCUGUGGUCCCGGAGCGCUGCUCUUCGCAGGCCAAUGCAGUUGGCAUCCUAUCGUCUAGUGAUACGUCGGAGGAGGAGUUCGAUCCCGCUGGCUCUCCAAACGUUGCUCACCAUGGGCAGUUGCAUCUGCCGCAACAGGCGCCAGCGGGACCGCGGUCUCUGCCCAAUCUUCAAUCUAUCAAGAUGGAGGUGCCUGUUGUGUUUCCAGUGGUGGAACGGGCAGGCAGAGGCGAUGGGGAAGGGGAGGGCGAUGACGAGACGUUGACAAAGAGUUUAUCGAAUUCUUCCAAUUCUUUUGUCAUGCCCAAGCUCUCACUCUCUCAAAAGUCGCAUAAACUACGCAUUUUAAUCCUGGGCAGGCCCGGGACAAAAUUCUAUCAGUCUAUUCCAAAGAGAUACCAGCAUUUUUUCGAACUGUCUCAAUUGCAGGAUCCAUCUGAGUUCAGGCAGUUCACAGGGAUCUUGAUUGUAUUCCGGGAGUUGAAAGAAAUGGUGUCACUGCUGAAUCGAGUAUGUCAGUGCACUCCCACUAGACCUAUCAUACCUGUUUGUCAAACGGGUCAGCAUCAACAGGUCCGAAAUGUUCUAGAGUCACUUUUAAAAAAUAAAUUGAUAUCCUUGUUAUACCCUCCUGUGGUGAUAUCGAACCAUUCAGACCUCAAUAAUAUGUUCCGUUUCUUGCAAGAUUUGUCCCGAACCAUAUCCGAUAACUCAGACGACGAAGACGAGGAAUGCGAAGUCACUAAGCAGGCUAAGAAAUCUUAUCAGCGGAAGAAGAAGAAAUUGCCCUCUCACGACAAAAGCAAGCCUCGCCGAAGAAAAGAUAGGGAUGAAAGAGUUAGUAAAUGGGUUUUGUGGGGCAUAUCUCUUACCGUUGGUGUCGGUGUCGGUUACUGCAUGUCAUAUUUUGCAUCCUCCGCAUUGGUCUCAAUGAAUGUCAAAUCGAUGCCAUCAAUUGACGGAGGUGGCGACAAUUUGGUUGUAUUUGAACAUUCCUCGCUAAGCAUCGGCGAAUACGAUCACGAUCUGGAGAACCCAUUUGCUCACGCUCUUUAUCUUUUCAAGCAAACUUUAAAGCAGUGGAACUCCAUGAUAAAACAGUUCAUCAGUAAGCAUUUGCACUUCGUGGAACAAAUGAGCUUUAACAACCAUAAGGAUUGGUCAGUCGACGACAACUCCAACAGAAUAUUAGCACUGGGCUACAUAUUACUUUAG
Torulaspora globosa is the source of this 1551-nucleotide messenger RNA. It is a transcript of the gene ATG32, whose product is annotated as mitophagy protein ATG32. The transcript has a single exon. Lineage: Eukaryota; Fungi; Ascomycota; Saccharomycetes; Saccharomycetales; Saccharomycetaceae. The record is from RefSeq and is a predicted model, not a curated record. The coding region runs from base 1 to 1551 and encodes 516 amino acids.